UCAUGCCCUCCUUGCUGUGAGAGGGUCCCGCAGAGCCCUCCCGGCCCCAGUCGGCAAGAGUUAGGAGGAAAGGUCUGAAAAUUUCCAUAGAACCAGAAAGACAAGAUCUAGCAUAGGCUGUGCAAAAAUUUCCAUGGAGACGCUGAUGGCAAAACUGCUCCCCAGUCUGCACCCCGCCUGGAUGGGGAAUUAAAGGAGCUUAUUGAGGUUGGAAGGCAAAUUGGCCCCCAGAGGAGACAACACUUAGAUAAUUGCUUUAAAGGCAAAUGCUAGAGCUAGAAUUCUAAUGAGAAGAGGUGACGCCUCGAGACAGCAGGGCGGCUACUAGACAUCCCAGCUCUGCCCUUUGAAGGAAAGCUGCCUGGUCCCCCAGCUGGGGAACCAUGGUAGCUGGCACUCACCUUCCCCUGGGGGUUUAGGAAGUCAUCUUUUGACAGGAAAGCCAGAGAGAGAGGGAGUGCUGCAGAAGGGGCAUUUGUCCCUCCUGUCCCUACUCCUCCUCCGUAGUGCCCUUCCCUAACCCGCAGACUUGACCGGAAUGGGUUUAGGGGAUGCACAUUGAUGAGUUUACAGAAAGUCAGCAAGAGGAUGCCUGGAGGGCUCGGGGAGGUGAGGAAGUUUGAGUUUAGGAGAAAUCAUAGCACCUGGAGCUGAGGACCACAGACGCUGCCCAUUUGGAAAGAAGUUUCUUCCCGAGUCCUGAUGGUCUAGAUUCCUCCAGCCCUGUGCAGGAAACCCAAAGGAGCCCAGAUUGCAGAUGCUCCAUGUGUUGAUACUGCGUGUGAUGCAUGGCCGGCAUUGAUGCGCCUCCAGGAGAGGGCGAACCCUGAUCCAAACCUGAGAGACAACCUGUAGAAGGUGGCAGUGGGGAGCAGUCACCACCACCAGGCCCGAAGGCCGAGGAGGGCUCUGAGGCUGUGCUCCCCAGGCACAGGAGCGUGUUCCACAUCGAGUGGUCGUCCAUUCGGAGGAGGAGCAAAGUGUUUGGAAAAAGCGAACACCAGGAGAGACAAGCCAAAGAGCCAUUUCCCUAUCCAUACCGGAAGCCCACCAUUGAGCUGCUUGAUCUGAACACCAUGGAGGAGAGCUCCGAGAUUAAGGUAGAAACCAGCACGUCCAGGACUUCCUGGAUCCAGAGCUCCAUGGCCGCCAGCGGGAAGAGGGUCAGCAAAGCCCUCAGCUACAUCACGGGAGAGAUGAAGGAAUGCGGAGAGAGACUUAAAGACAAAUCCCCAGUGUUCCAGUUUCUGGACUGGGUGCUCCGGGGCACGUCUCAGGUGAUGUUCGUGAACAACCCCCUCAGCGGCAUCCUCAUCGUCCUUGGCCUCUUCAUCCAGAACCCCUGGUGGGCCAUCUCGGGUUGCCUGGGCACCAUUGUGUCCACCUUGACAGCCCUCAUCCUGAGCCAGGACAGGUCAGCAAUUGCAGCAGGACUCCAUGGCUACAACGGAGUGCUGGUGGGGCUGCUGAUGGCAGUGUUCUCAGACAAAGGCGACUAUUACUGGUGGCUUCUGCUCCCUGUCAUCGUCAUGUCCAUGUCUUGCCCCAUCCUCUCCAGUGCCCUGAGCACCAUCUUCAGCAAGUGGGACCUGCCAGUCUUCACGCUGCCUUUCAACAUUGCUGUGACCCUGUACCUGGCAGCCACAGGCCACUACAACCUCUUCUUCCCCACGAUGCUGCUACAGCCUGCAUCCUCUGUGCCCAACAUCACCUGGUCGGAGAUCCAGGUGCCCCUGCUUUUGAGAGCCAUCCCCAUUGGGAUCGGCCAAGUGUACGGCUGCGAUAACCCCUGGACCGGAGGCAUUUUCCUCGUGGCCCUGUUCAUAUCCUCACCUCUCAUUUGCUUACACGCAGCAAUCGGAUCCACCAUGGGGAUGUUAGCAGCGCUCAGCAUUGCCACGCCCUUUGAUGCCAUCUACUUCGGCCUGUGUGGCUUCAACAGCACUCUGGCAUGCAUUGCCAUUGGAGGCAUGUUCUACGUCAUCACCUGGCAGACGCAUCUCCUGGCCAUUGCCUGUGCACUGUUUGCAGCCUACCUGGGGACUGCCCUGGCCAACAUGUUAUCUGUGUUUGGAUUACCACCCUGCACCUGGCCCUUCUGCCUCUCAGCGCUCACCUUCCUGCUCCUGACGACCAACAACCCCGCCAUCUACAGGCUCCCACUCAGCAAGGUCACCUACCCAGAGGCCAACCGCACCUAUUACCUGUCCCAGGAGAGAAACAGAAGAGUAUCUACCACAACCAAGUACCAGGCCUACGAUGUCUCCUAAGUGGCCCUUUCCAGCAGGCUACCUGUGUCCCCAGGCUAAAGGUCACUUAACCUCCCCUCUGUCUGUUCUGUGAUUCUCCCUGCCAAGCACAGACCAAAAUGUGUGUGGUCACCUUCAGGAGCCUCCCUAAGAUGCACGACACUUGUCCACAACAUGUUAGUUUAGACUUGACACCCACCGCUGGCUCUAUUGGCCCAAGAGCUCCCUUUGAGGGGACUUGCUGUCUUCUGCAAAAUAAGCUCAUCCUUAAAGAGAGGUCACCCAGAAGGGACAGAGAUGGGUGACAAGAUCACCCAGCACAGUCAGUUAAUGUAGCAAAGCACAGUCCAGAGAAAUGUUCAUUAGCCUGGAAAGCAAGAGGCCUGAUCCCCUCCUAGCUCUGCCACUAAUGAUCCCCAACUGUCUCAGGCUCAAUUUCUUGUUGGCAAGGGUUUCUUUAUGACAGGGAGGGACUCUAAAGUCUCUUCCACCUCAGAAGUGUUGAUUCUUCUCUGUCUCCUAUAAACUGAUCAAAUCAGCAUGACCGGCAAGUGUUACCUUAGGUUAAAUAAUACAAGCAGCAGCAGGACAGCGCUACGGCUCUCCAGAGCUCAACUCUCAGAUUAGAGAAGUUCUCCAGAUUUGAGGUUAGGAAUCUACUUUCACCAGAAUUGCCAACUGCCUUUCCUGACAGAACAGAAAUGUUUCUGGAGAUGUCAUAAGAUGAUCUCUUACAACACUUGAAUCACAACAUAAAGAAGUAUCUUUCCUUUUGUAAAAUUCACAAUCAUAAUGUCAUUAAACUGCUCUAACAUUGUGA
Molecule: messenger RNA, 3069 nt
Organism: Marmota monax (woodchuck)
Lineage: Eukaryota; Metazoa; Chordata; Mammalia; Rodentia; Sciuridae
Product: urea transporter 2
Exons: 12
Coding region: 1077-2270 (397 amino acids)
Biological process (GO): urea transmembrane transport
Cellular component (GO): membrane
Molecular function (GO): urea transmembrane transporter activity
Source: RefSeq, a predicted model, not a curated record